AUGUCUAAUAGUUAUCAUAAUUAUAAUUAUAGCCAUCAUAACCACCAUAACGAUGAUGAUAAUAAUAAUAAUAAUAAUAAUAAUAAUAACCAUAAAUAUUGGAAAUGGAUUAUAGCGUUUGCCUGUUCCUGGAUUAAUGUCUUUAUAUUUGGCUUAUUCCGGUCAAUGGGACUGUUAUACGACGCCUUUAUCGACGAGUACCGAUGCUCACACAUGCAGGCCUCGUGGCCGGUAUCCCUUAUUGGCAGCGUUGCCAGUAUUACGGGUAUAGCAGCCGGUUUUCUGGCCCAUUACUACCAAAUCAGGACACUGGUGUCCGCCGGUAUACUGGUCAGCUCGUUGGCCAUUAGCGUAUGUUUUUUGGCCGCCAAUAUCGUACAGAUAACCAUAUUUUUAGGCGUCAUUCAGGGUGUAGGCAUAGGUUUGGUGACAAAUCUAUUGCCGGCAAUCAUUAGCCAAUACUUUGGCAAACAACGUGCGAUCGCAUGCGGCAUAUCCUACGGUGGAUCAGCACUGGGAGCUUUUGUCUUUCCGCUGGCCAUUGAAUGGCAGCUCAACGAGUUUGGUCUCAGCGGGACAUUGCUAUUGAUGGGAGGCAUUACAUUACACGCACUUAUCGGUGCUCUACUACUGCGGCCACCGGUUGCCGAAACUAUUGACGACGACGAGGACGACGGCGGCGACAGCGAUACCGACGGUACAAUUAGGCCACUAGUGACCACCAAUCGGGGCCACAGAAUCGAUACCAAAGACAACAGUGGCAACACUGCUAAUAAUAAUAAUAAUAGCAGCGGUGAUGAUACCGGUGGUGCCGUCGUCGGCGGUAUUAGGGAACCGUUGAUAGCCGAAUGCGCGACCGUAGUGUUUCUCCGGCCCAACCACUUGGACGCGGCCAACCAUCAGUACGUCAACAUUAGACAGUUGCGCGAACGGCCGAAAUCGCUGGUCGUCGACACUGUCGACCGGCCGCUGCCGCCGCAUCCGACGGUGAUGGCGGCUCCUGUAGUCAAAAUGCGCGACACUGGUGUCGGCGGCCGCAGCAGUCACGUCGAUCGCGACCGUAUGCGCGCCAAACGGCUAUCGUUGCCCGUGUUUUUCAACGAGCGCCGUAUGGUCAAAGAUCUUAACCAAUCGCUGGCCAAUCAGCUCAACAAUAAUCGCCAGUCGCUGGCAGUUACCGAUUCGGCAAACAAUACGCUCGACAGCCGGCAAAAAACGGGCCAACAAUUUCAGCAGCAGAUUAUCAUCAAAUACAGUCUAUGCGAUAGUAUUAGACGACACGCCAAACAUGAUUUGACAAUACUGAGGCACCGGCACUUUCAACUGUGCACUGUUACCUACGUGUGCUUUAUUAUCGAUUUUGUUAGCUUUAUAAUUAUUUUACCCGAUUUUGUCACUGAUAGAGGACUCACAGCACACGAGGGAACGUUACUAUUAUCCUUGUACUCGAUAACCGACUUUUUCGGUCGACUCAUACCCGGCUGGCUGUCCUAUAUGGAAGUGGUUACCAAUAGAAACCUAUUCAUAUCGUCCAUAGCCGUUAUGGGUGUCUGUAUGCUAGCCAUACCGUUUGCCAAUACGUUUUCAGGUUUCGCUGCCAUUACACUAGUGUGCGGUUUUGUUACCGGCUGUCAAAUGAUAUUACCGGCGGUAAUAAUAUCCGAAUAUGUGGGCGUCGAUAGGACAGCUAUGGCCUGGGGUCUGUCCAAUUUUAUAUGCGGCAUAGUUACCAUUAUUUUUAGGCCACUACUCAUCGGCUUCAAGGACAGCACCGGUAAAUAUGAUGUCAUAUUUUACAUACUGGGCUCACUGGGCAUAGCCAGUGCCCUAUUAUGGCUGUGCGACUAUUUAUUAACUAAAUAUUUAAAACCAAAAAAGUCUACUAAUGUUUCGCGACACAAAAAUUUUGUAUAA
This is a messenger RNA of Oppia nitens, 1914 nucleotides long. RefSeq lists its product as uncharacterized. The transcript is spliced from 6 exons. Gene Ontology annotation, molecular function: monocarboxylic acid transmembrane transporter activity. The record is from RefSeq and is a predicted model, not a curated record. Gene Ontology annotation, biological process: transmembrane transport. NCBI's taxonomy places the organism in Eukaryota, Metazoa, Arthropoda, Arachnida, Sarcoptiformes, Oppiidae. Bases 1 to 1914 code for a protein of 637 amino acids.